Messenger RNA from Helianthus annuus (common sunflower), 1212 nucleotides. RefSeq lists its product as uncharacterized. The record is from RefSeq and is a predicted model, not a curated record. The transcript has 2 exons. NCBI's taxonomy places the organism in Eukaryota, Viridiplantae, Streptophyta, Magnoliopsida, Asterales, Asteraceae. Bases 1 to 1212 code for a protein of 403 amino acids.
AUGCAAAAGGAAUCUCAAAGCAACAUAAAAGAGACUCACAAUGAUGUCAAAGAGAUGAAGAAGACAAACGAGAUUCGAGAUAAAGCACAUGAGGCAUUGGCAAAGCAAGUGGGCCAACUUGCUCAAGAGAUAGCUCAAGUGAGAGGAAGCAUGGGAAAGCUUCCAAGUGACACUACAGUGAACCCGAAGCAUCAAGGUUUUAGCACAAGCAACGUGAGGGAUGCACGCGUUAGCUCGGUAAGUAUUCUUUUAAAUGAUGAAGUUUGUAGUGUUGAAAACAUUCCACCACCACAAUUCGUUGAUGGUGUAGUGGAAAAUAUAGGUAAGGAGUCGGAAAGUGAAAAUGAACACGAAACGAUUUCACAAAGUAAAAAUGAAAACGUAACUAAAAAUUCUUUUUGUGAAAAUUGUUUAAAUCAACUUAACCUGCUUAAUGCAUCGAAAAGUGAAGAACGGUGCCCACCGAAGGACGAGGGGUGGGAAAAUUUUAAGCAAGCUAAAAUUAAUUUACCGUUACUAGAUGACAUUAAAAAGGUUCCGGCUCAUGUGGAAUGCUUAACGGAGUUAAGCAUUGAAAAACGGCACAACAAAUUACCCAAACCGGUUGAUUUGAUAUCUCAUGUGAGUGCCGUUUUAUCGAGUGCCCUUCCCCCAAAAGCUCAAGAUCCGGGAGAUCCUCUUAUUCCAAUUCAAAUUGGAACAUUUAAAAUUGAGAGGGCACUCCUAGAUCUUGGAGCUUGUGUGAGCAUCUUGCCCGGGAGUUUGUAUGACCAAUAUGAUUUUGGUCCAUUAAAAAAUUUUGAUACUCCCGUGGUAUUGGCCGAUCAGACUCCCACGUAUCCAAGGGGGAUGGUGGAGGAUGUGAUUGUUAAGGUGGAUGAUUGCUACUACCCAGUUGACUUUUUGGUAGUAGACUAUGUUGGGUGUGUUGGGGACACCCAACCGAUAGUCAUACUGGGUAGGCCGUUCCUGGCAACUGCUAAUGCCAUAAUAAAUUGUGCAACGAGAACAGUAAGUAUGAAGUUUGGGGACCAGGAAUUAAAUUUAAAUGUUUUUCCAAAAUUUACUAACCCACUCGGUGAGGAUAAGUGUCCUAAAAAGGACAUGAAUCCAAACAAAAAGGUUAGUGCUAUGGUUGGUUUAAUGGAGUUUAAGGGCUUUUCGGGAGCUUUACAGGCCACCGGGAGCAAACGGGAUCAACCGGGGAUGUGA